Kickxella alabastrina is the source of this 1250-nucleotide messenger RNA. Its product is annotated as zinc-ribbon-domain-containing protein. Gene Ontology annotation, biological process: protein ubiquitination; ubiquitin-dependent protein catabolic process. Gene Ontology annotation, molecular function: zinc ion binding; ubiquitin protein ligase activity. The record is from RefSeq and is a predicted model, not a curated record. NCBI's taxonomy places the organism in Eukaryota, Fungi, Kickxellomycota, Kickxellomycetes, Kickxellales, Kickxellaceae. Gene Ontology annotation, cellular component: nucleus. The transcript is spliced from 2 exons. The coding region runs from base 140 to 1096 and encodes 318 amino acids.
GGAAAUUUUACAUCUCGCCGUUUAUUUCCAUUUUCUCACAGACUUUCCAAACACGUCUUUUAACCAAUUUUUAUUAUUAUUAAACUGACUGCCAACCACUCUAUACAUAGUACCAACAUACUUCAAAUAUCAGCCAAAAAUGGUGUCGCAAACUGCCAUAGAAGCCCAGCAAUCGAUGCUACGGACUAAAAUCAAGGCAAUUUAUGGCGAUUCAGCGCUUUCAGAGUCUGAGAAAGCAAAGAGAAUACAAUCGCUAAUGAGCCCGAGAAAGCCCUCGGCCAAAGAUGAUACGGUUGACAAAAUAACCCGGCGAAUGGCCAGAGUGUCAUUCAACGAUAAAGCACAGACAAUCCUUGGCUGCUCCCACUACCAGCUCAAGGCAAAGCUGCUUGCGCCGUGCUGCGACUCCUGGGUGUCCUGUCGCUUCUGCCACGACGAAGUUAACAGCCAUGCGAUGGACAGAUUCUCGGUUAAUGAAAUGAAAUGCAUGCUGUGCCAGGAGGAGCAGCCGAUUGCGCAGGACUGUCGGAAGUGCAAACAGCAAAUGGGCUGCUACUAUUGCCACAAAUGCCGGCUCAUCGACGACGGCCCCGGAAAGAGCAUAUUUCACUGUGACCAGUGUGGGAUAUGCCUGAGCGGCGAAAAAUCAAAGUUCUACCACUGCCAUAUCUGCGAAGCAUGUGUUGCUGUCGAAGCACGAAGCAAUCACGGGUGCGCAGAGAAGAAGCUGCACUGCGACUGCCCUGUCUGCGGCGAGCAUAUAUUUGGCUCGAACAAGGCGAUUGUGCAGACAAAGUGCCAACACAUGAUGCACGAGGAAUGCUUGCAAAAGUAUUCCGAGCACUCGUUCAAGUGCCCCAUAUGCUCGGCCUCGAUAUGCGACACUAGGUUGUUUUUCAAGUCCAUCGAGGACUAUAUGAAGGCGUGCACCAUGCCGCGGGAGUACAAAGAUAUGAAGUCGCAGAUUCACUGCAACGACUGCCGCCAGAGAUCCGUUGCUCAGUACCAUUUUGUAUACCACAAAUGCAGCCUUUGCCGCUCGUACAAUACUUCAAUCCUCUCGACAACCCGCGGAAUUGGCGUCGCAGGACAAUAAGCGCGCGGAUGGACCAGUGGCGGCGAGUUGCUUGUGUUUUGAUUGGCUGCAGAGUGUUUUGGUACACAGUUUUUAUUAUUAUUUUGGAAAUCAGGUUUUGUUAAAACUUGCACCCUUUGGUUUUAUUUUUUUCUUCCUUUUCGCUCAUUGUCAU